UGUUUCUGCAGAUUUUCUUCCAUAAUUAUUUCUCUCUUUCUGUCACUGACUUUCUACCAGUCAUAAUGGCAGAGUGAAGAUGGGGGACUGGAACUUCCUCGGGGGGAUUUUGGAGGAGGUGCAUAUCCAUUCCACUAUGGUUGGCAAGAUCUGGCUCACCAUCCUGUUCAUCUUCCGCAUGCUGGUCCUCGGAGUGGCAGCUGAGGACGUGUGGAACGACGAGCAGUCUGACUUCAUAUGCAACACUGAGCAGCCGGGAUGCAGAAACGUCUGCUACGACCACGCUUUCCCAAUCUCCCUCAUCCGCUACUGGGUGCUGCAGGUCAUUUUUGUGUCUUCUCCCUCGCUGGUUUACAUGGGCCACGCUCUGUAUAGGCUGCGGGCGCUGGAGAAGGCCCGGCAGAAGAAGAAGGCUGUGUUGCGGAAGGAGCUGGAGCUGGUGGACGUGGAGUUGGCAGAAGCCCGGAAGAGGAUCGAACGAGAGAUGAAACAGCUCGAUCAGGGGAAGCUGAACAAAGCUCCUCUGAGGGGCUCUCUGUUGCGUACAUAUGUGGCUCAUGUUGUCACCCGCUCUGUUGUCGAGGUGGCCUUCAUGACAGGCCAGUACCUCCUUUACGGCUUUCACCUCUACCCGCUCUACAAGUGUGAACGGGAUCCUUGUCCCAAUGCUGUGGACUGCUAUGUUUCCAGACCGACAGAGAAAAGCGUCUUUAUGGUGUUCAUGCAGUGCAUUGCUGGAAUUUCCCUUUUCCUAAACAUCUUGGAGAUCAUACAUCUGGGUUACAAGAAGAUUAAAAAGGGCAUAUUGGACUUUUAUUCUCACCUCAGAGAUGAGAGAGAUGAUCCUGAUGACUACUGUGCCAACAAGUGUAUAAAAGAAUCUGUCGUGCAAAUAUGCACCAACUCAUCCCGAAAGACAACGAUUGCUUCUGCACCCAGUGACUACAACCUCUUAAUGGACAGGGCGCAGGGCACAAUUAUGUACCCAAACCUGAUCAAACCUUCAACCUUUCUACCUCUUCAGGGCGAGCUGCCCACUCAACACGAUUUGGAUGAUUGCAGAUGUUCAGUUCAAUACCCCCCACACUGUAACUGCACCUUGACCACAAAUGAGCCGUGCUCUCCGUGCUGCGACUCUUUGAUUAAUCCAAAGCAGGACACUGAGGACUUUGUGCAUCUUCCCCUGCACAGUAAAGAGGAUGACGGCAGUGAAAAAGGAAGCCCGGACUCUCCAAAAUGCCAGCAGAAGGCCACACACACUUCUUCCUUCCCCACGCUGCCUGUGAGCGCAUCAAGGAAGCCGUGGAGAGCUCAUGGCUCCUUCAAAUGCUCCACAGUGUUGGAGGGCAAAAGCUCUGACACAGAUUCAUACGGGGGUGCAAAAGCCAGCAAUGGCCCUCCCUCCAGUCGAACACAGUUAAAAUCAGAGGCCAGACAUCAGAGUCAGCCCUCCAGCCUGGAGUCUCUGGAUGACUCCAGCUCAGGAUCCAGGCACAACCACAGACCCCCUUCCUCCAACUGCAAAACAUCAGUGGCAAGUAAUGCGAGCAGCAGACGAGCAGCUGACCUGCAAAUCUGAACUUCAAAU
This is a messenger RNA of Plectropomus leopardus (leopard coralgrouper), 1588 nucleotides long. RefSeq names its product gap junction protein alpha 9a (gene gja9a). The record is from RefSeq and is a predicted model, not a curated record. NCBI's taxonomy places the organism in Eukaryota, Metazoa, Chordata, Actinopteri, Perciformes, Serranidae. Gene Ontology annotation, biological process: cell-cell signaling. Gene Ontology annotation, molecular function: gap junction channel activity. Gene Ontology annotation, cellular component: connexin complex.